UGCGACAUCCCUCCAAAUCAAUGAAUUCAGGUGUUCCAAUCACCUCCAUGGCCACGGGUGUAUAAAAUCAAGCACCUAGGCAUGCAAACUGCUUCUACAAACAAUUGCAAAAGAAUGGGUCGCUCUCAGGAGCUCAGUGAAUUCAAGUGUGGUACUGUGAUAGGUUGCCACCUGUGCAAUAAGUCCAUCCGUGAAAUUUACUUGCUACUACAUAUUCCACGGUCAGUUGUUAGUGGCAUUAUAACAAAAUGGAAGCAACUGGGAACAACAGAAACUCAGCCACGAAGUGGUAGGCCACGUAAAAUGACAGAGCAGGGUCAGUACAUGCUGAAACGCACAGUGCGCAGAAGUCGCUAACUGACUGCAGAGUCAAUAG
This is a messenger RNA of Staurois parvus, 376 nucleotides long. The record is from the annotation of a GenBank genome assembly. Lineage: Eukaryota; Metazoa; Chordata; Amphibia; Anura; Ranidae.